Prunus armeniaca (apricot) is the source of this 972-nucleotide messenger RNA. Lineage: Eukaryota; Viridiplantae; Streptophyta; Magnoliopsida; Rosales; Rosaceae. The record is from the annotation of a GenBank genome assembly.
AUGGAGGCUAAGCUGUUAAUGGCCUCCUCUCCUGCCACUCUUUCAGUUCCCCAUGCUUCUAAUUCAAGAAUCAAUCGCAUAUUGCCAUUGAAAGCAAUGGAAUCUAACAGCUUAACCUGCCUCAAUUCAGGCUUACCAAAGAAAGGAACUUUAUCUGUUCAGGCUUCUGCAACUUCCAUUGGAUCAUUGGCUACAAAGAAGAGGGUGGAUGAAACUGAUAAUUUAACCCUAGAAGGUAUAAGACAUUCCUUAAUCCGGCAGGAGGAUAGCAUAAUUUUUGGCCUUUUAGAGAGAGCUCAAUAUUGUCAUAAUAUGCCUACUUAUGACUCCAAUGCUUUCCCUAUGGUCGGGUUCCACGGCUCCUUGGUAGAAUACAUUCUUCAAGAAACAGAAAAACUUCAUGGUCAGGUUGGUAGAUACAGCAGUCCUGAUGAGCACCCAUUCUUUCCGGAUGUCCUACCUGAACCAGUGUUGCCACCUCUGCACUACCCUCAGGUACUACAUCCCAUUGCCAAUUCAAUUAAUAUAAAUCACAAAGUUUGGGAAAUGUACUUCAGAGAUAUUCUUCCAAGACUGGUGAAGGAAGGAGAUGAUGGUAAUUUUGGAUCAACUGCUGUUUGUGAUACAAUGUGCUUGCAGGCUCUGUCAAAGAGAAUCCACUAUGGUAAAUUUGUAGCGGAGUGUAAGUUUCGAUCCAAUCCGAAGUCCUAUGAAGCUGCCAUUAUCGAACAGAACAGAGAGAAGGUGAUGGCUUUGUUGACAUAUCCAACGGUCGAGGAGGUGAUCAUAAAGAGGGUAGAAAUGAAGGCCAAAACUUAUGGGCAAGAGGUGACCUUGUACAAAGAGGAAAAAGAGAAAACCGACCUGGUUUAUAAGAUACAACCAACCUUGGUUGCAGAUUUAUAUGGGGAUUGGAUCAUGCCAAUGACAAAGGAAGUUCAAGUUGAGUACUUGUUACGAAGGCUGGACUGA